AUGAUAAUAUCUGUGCACUGCUUCACCUGUAGCAAGAUUGUUGGCAACAAGUGGGAGGCCUGCCUGGGGCUGCUGCAGGCUGAGUACACCCAAAGGAUACCCUGGAUGCUGGCCCAGAAGCACUGCUGCAGCACUGGCCCAAGUGGACCUAACCAAGAAGCUGCUCAACUAUGCGCCCCUGGAGGAAUGA
Rangifer tarandus platyrhynchus (Svalbard reindeer) is the source of this 190-nucleotide messenger RNA. Lineage: Eukaryota; Metazoa; Chordata; Mammalia; Artiodactyla; Cervidae. The record is from the annotation of a GenBank genome assembly.